This is a messenger RNA of Suillus subalutaceus, 1533 nucleotides long. RefSeq lists its product as uncharacterized. Bases 1 to 1533 code for a protein of 510 amino acids. NCBI's taxonomy places the organism in Eukaryota, Fungi, Basidiomycota, Agaricomycetes, Boletales, Suillaceae. The record is from RefSeq and is a predicted model, not a curated record. The transcript is spliced from 5 exons.
AUGCCCAAUGCCACCUUUAUCGCGGCCACUCAAGGCAAAGCUGAUGCAUUUCGCUCCCUCAACAAAUGGAUUGAACCCAACGAAAUCCUUGCCGCUCAUACUAUCCCUACUAACCUUCUGAACCGCCAGGGACUAACACUGUUAGAAAGGAAAGCCCUGGAGGAAGCAGAAGACUCAAGCAUCACUCAAGAAGCUCAACCUGCCAAGGAAAGUGGACGUUUGCAAGUCCUAGGGUUUUAUGAUGCUCUGAAUACUAUUCUUGCACGCGCUACUCAGGACGAAGACAAUGAAGACAACUGCCACCCAAACAGAAUCCAAGAAGUUUCCCCAUCUCGUUCUAAUGCCUCUACCCGUCCUCCUUCAUAUGACUCAUCCAACCCUUCUUCUGUACCCCCGGCUUCUCGGGACAGUGUCUCGAAUGUCGACGGUACCUUCGACAUCUUCUUUAUCCGACCACUUUCAACUGGAGGACCCAUGCUUAUCCCACCAUCACCAUCUAUGACGCCAUCAUCAAUCUUUCCUUCAACUCCUCCCAACUCCAACUCCAGCUUCUACAACAACAAGGCUAUGCCGUCACUAAUGCCUUCAAAUAAAUAUGUUUCUCCACCAGCAGAGCCUCCUCCCAUCAAACCAAAACUGGCACAUGCCAAAGCAUCUAUCUAUGAGGAAGACGUACCUAUGCUCAGUCUUUCUGCAGAAUCGUUCGAACCCACAACUGGUGAUAUCCCUUACCAUGGCCAUUUGCGCGCUGAUGGGAGGACCACAAUCUUGUUCGACAGACUGACAAAUGCUCAUGCUGAACAGUACCUUACCUCUACCUAUGCCCAAUAUAAUGAUUAUCAUUCUGUUUACAUCCCUAACGUGAUCCACACCAUUGAGUCUUUCUGUUCCUGCCAGGUCAACAUCAUCUCCAAUGACUGGAAUGUCCACAUGUUCCGAGAUGGGACAUAUGCUGGUCAUCCUGUUAUUUCUGGGGGUAUUAAACUCCCCAUGGGCGGUCCUCGUUUAGGAAGAACAUGGCAGGAACGCAUUCCUGAACUCCGUGACCACCGAGCACACAUGCGCCACAUAAUUAAUGUUCUCGACACCGUCUUAUCCACUCGCAUGCUUGCCGAAGCCACGACUCAUGCAAAGACUAUCAAGUGUGAUAACCUCUUGCAUAUCCAAGGGGGCCUUACUGAAAAACGCCUGAAUGCCUAUGCUGCUGCUGCCGAAGCACAUGGAGAGCCAGAGCUCGCUUCGAAGAUCCUAGAUGCCCUACUCAUGCCUUUCCCCAACAAAGAUAUUGUCAGCACCCUCACUGAAUCACAAUUUCUCAACAUCGGAACUUCCCAAGAUAUACUGCGCCUCACACAUGAGCGAGAUCUUGUACUUGGCAUCACAUGCACCGGACUUGCUAUUGUUGCUACUUCCCCUUUUCGCUCCAAGAAAUUUGACGACCUUGGAUUCUCAAAUGAAUGGUAUAUACUCUCGGAUAUUAACGAAGAGGAUGAGGAAGACCAACACUCAAAAUCGAAAAAGUUCUUUCUCUAG